Prunus armeniaca (apricot) is the source of this 2040-nucleotide messenger RNA. The record is from the annotation of a GenBank genome assembly. Lineage: Eukaryota; Viridiplantae; Streptophyta; Magnoliopsida; Rosales; Rosaceae.
AUGGGUCUUUCAUCAGAGAGAUAUAUAGCCAUUAGGCUUCUAAUUAUGUACCUGGAUUCAAGAAAAUCUGCUCAAGUUAGUGAGAUCGUUAAGGGGUUUGAUGGGUUUGAUCCUACUGUGCAUAAUUGCUUGAUUAAUGCCAACAUUCAGUGGGGAAAUCUUGAUCAAGCUCGCCGCUUGUUUGACGAAAUGCCUGAGAGAAACGAGGUUUCUUGGACUGCCUUAAUAUCGGGUUUGAUGAGGUAUGGAAGAGUGGAUGAGUCAAUGUGGUACUUUGAGAGAAAUCCAUUUCAUAAUGUGGUUUCUUGGACGGCGGCGAUUAAUGGGUUGGUGCAGAAUGGGUUGAAUGCUGAAGCCCUGAAGCUUUUUCUGAAGCUGCUUGAUUCUGGGGUCAGGCCUAAUAGUGUUACAUUUACUUCUGUUUUGAGAGCUUGUGCAGGGUUUGGUGAAAUUGGUUUGGGGAUGAGUGUUUUGGGGUUGAUUGUUAAGACUGGCUUUGAACACAAUAUAUCAGUUUCUAAUUCCUUAAUUACUUUGUGUUUGAAGACGGGCGAAAAGGCUUUGGCCAGGAGAAUAUUUGAUCAAAUGGAAAAGAAAGAUGUUGUCUCUUGGACUGCAAUCCUAGAUAUGUAUGUUGGGAUGGGGGACUUGAGAGAAGCGCGUCGAAUCUUUGAUGAUAUGCCAGAAAGAAAUGAAGUUUCUUGGAGUGCAAUGAUUGCGAGGUACAGUCAGAGUGGACAUCCUGAAGAAGCAUUGAAGCUCUUUCUUCAGAUGUCCGGCAAUGGGUUUGUCCCAAAUAGGUCCUGUUUGGCUAUCAUUCUUAGUGCGCUGGCUACCCUCGAGGAUUUGCGAGUGGGAAUGAACAUCCAUGCACAUGUUGUAAAAAUUGGAUAUGAGAAAGAUGUUUUCAUCAGUAGUUCUCUUGUCGACUUGUACUGUAAAUGUGGAAAAACUAAGGAGGGCCGCGUGGCAUUUGACUCAAUGUUGGAGAAGAGUGUGGUCUCGUGGAAUUCUAUGGUUGGUGGGUAUUGUCUGAAUGGACAAAUGGAAGAAGCUAAGGUGUUGUUUGAUAGCAUACCUGCACCGAACAAUGUGUCGUGGAAUACUAUGGUCGGAGGUUACUUAGAGAACAAAGAAUUUGAUAAGGUAUUUGAAGUAUUUAAUGAGAUGCUUUUGUGUGGAGAAACUCCAAACACAUCCACCUUCUCAAGUGUGCUCAGUGGUUGUGCAAGCAUAGCCUCGUUAGAGAAAGGAAAGAACCUCCACGGAAAAGCAAUUAAACAUGGAACCCAGUAUGAUGUUUUUGUCGGCACAGCCCUCGUUGAUAUGUAUGCGAAAUCCGGGGAUAUUAAGAGCUCCAAGAAGGUAUUCGAUCGGAUGCCUGAGAAGAAUGAAGUCAGUUGGACUGUGAUGAUUCAGGGGUUAGCAGAAAAUGGUUUUACUGAGGAAUCUCUGCUUUUGUUUGAGGAAAUGAAUAGAACUUCAAUUGUUGCUCCUAAUGAGCUCAUGCUUUUAUCGGUUCUUUUCGCUUGUUCUCACACUGGCUUAGUUGAUGAUGGAUUGCAGUACUUUAAUUCAAUGGAGGCUGUUUAUGGUACAAAGCCAAAGGGAAAACACUACACCUGCGUGGUGGAUAUACUGUCCCGAUCAGGACGCCUUGUAGAAGCUGAAGAGCUUUUAAAAUCCAUGCCAUUCGAACCUGAAACCAAUGCAUGGUCAGCUCUAUUGAGUGGGUGUAGUAAACAUAAAAAUGAGGAGAUAGCAGAAAGGACAGCUAAGAAGCUUUGGGAAUUAGUAGAAAAAAACUCUGCAGGGUAUGUAAUGUUGUCAAAUAUUUAUGCUUCAGCUGGAAGAUGGGUUGAUGUUCUGAAUAUUAGGAGAUUAAUGAAGGACAGGGGAUUGAAGAAGAGUGGUGGCUGUAGUUGGGUAGAGGUGAAAAAUGAAGUCCACUGUUUUUAUUCAGAAGACGCAUCUCACUGUCAGUUAGCUGAGAUUUAUGAUCUUUUAGAACUUGUACGUUUUGAAAUGCUAGCCAUCUAG